Molecule: messenger RNA, 987 nt
Organism: Eucalyptus grandis
Lineage: Eukaryota; Viridiplantae; Streptophyta; Magnoliopsida; Myrtales; Myrtaceae
Product: granule-bound starch synthase 1, chloroplastic/amyloplastic-like
Exons: 6
Coding region: 1-807 (268 amino acids)
Source: RefSeq, a predicted model, not a curated record
AUGGAUGAUCAUGUGGAAUUUGUACGGGGCAUUCGAGAAAAACUCUAUACACUUUUUGAUAAAUAUGCGACUUCUAUGUCUAGAGAUGAUCGUUUUACUUCUUCAACUAGUCGAGGUAACAUUUCAGUUGAGGGCAUUGAUGAGAACAUUGGGGAUGACAUUGAUGAGUAUGAUGCAUUUGAGAGUGAACACUUUGGAUCACAAUCUACUAAGUCACAAUUGGAUUUGUAUUUGGAGGAGAAUAGGCUUGAUAGAAAGAAGUUCCCGGAUCUCAAUGUCCUUGAUUAUUGGAAGACUCAUUCUCAUCGAGCUACUCUUGCAGAAUUAUGUGAUGAAGCAAAUUUAUCCCCACAUUGUUUGAUGUUUGAUUUGUCAACAUUGAAGGUGUGGGGCAAGACAGGCUCUAAAGUAUAUGGGCCACGGGCAGGGCUAGAUUACAAGGAUAACCAACUUCGCUUUAGCUUGUUGUGCCAGGCUGCUCUAGAGGCACCUCAGGUUCUGAAUCUAAACAACAGUGAAAAUUUUUCAGGACCAUAUGGUGAAGAUGUUGUCUUCAUUGCCAAUGACUGGCACACUACUCUUCUUCCAUGCUACCUCAAAACAAUGUACCAAUCUCGAGGGCUUUACAAAAAUGCCAAGGUAGCAUUCUGCAUCCACAGCAUUGCCUACCAGGGAAGAUUUCCCUUUAGAGAUUUCACCCUUGUCAAUCUACCUAAUGAAUUUAAGAGUUCUUUUGACUUCAUAGAUGGGAAUCUCAAGCCUGCAAAGGGAAGGAAAAUCAACUGGAUAAAGGCUGGAAUUAUAUAAUCCCAGAGGGUCUUAACUGGAUGAUGCUUAUAGUGAAGAUGAUGCAGCAGAGGCUUCAUGGAGUUCUGAGUACAUAUGAGUUUUCAUAAAUAAUCAACAUAUGAUGUACCCCUGUUUUAAGUCAGAUUGAAAUCUUUUAGUCUUGAGUCUACCAUGCGUUCGUUUUGUUUGAUGUAUAUU